UCGCCCCAAGCCACCCGCGGAGGGCGACGCAGCGCUGCCUUAAGCCCGAUGUUAGCUGCAUGAGCUGAUAUCCGACUUCCGCACAAGCGCACCCAGUUAGCGUCUGCAUGCUCCCAUCCCAUCUCGCAGGUCAUGUUGGGCCUGCGUAUAAGACCUCCGUGAGCGCCUGAUCACGGCCCGCGCUCGAGAUGUCCGUCCUGACGUACCACCAUGCCCGUUCUUCUUGUCCAUUAGCUUUUUCUUUUUCCUUUCUGUGUCUUUUCCGUUCAUCGACGCUCUCUUAGUAGACGUCGCAGGAGGUUGGCAUUACCGGCCGCUUCCUUUUUUUCUCCUUUUAUUUUAUUUUAUUAUAUAUGUGUGGAUUUGAUGAGAUCAUCAACACUAUACCCGCUGGCGGCGUAUGCCCUGGGCAUACGACUAGCAACAGCAGCAGCAGUGCUCGGAGCACAAGCCAUUAUACCCCAUGCGGCGGCGGCAGUAGACGAGGCAGCACUAGCACCAGCAGCAGCACCAGUAGCCUUUGUGCCCAAGGCCAAGACGGUCAUCGACCUCGGCGUGGCAACCGACACCUUCCUGAACCGGGACUCGUGCGGCAGCGUGCGCAUGGGCGGGCGCACGCUGUGGACGUGCCGCGACACGCAGUUCAACCGGCCCAACGGCCUGCCCGAGCUCAGAAUCAUCUCCAGCACGGCCAGCUGGAGCGACGACGGCGACCUCGUUGACGGCGCGGCCGACCCGGGCAGCUGCGCCGAGCUGCUGGCGAGCGGCGACGUCGCGGGCGCGGCCGAGAUCCGGAACAAGCUGCUGCCGUCGUCGGGCCGCCUGCGCAUGUACGGCAAGCAGUCCGGCAGCGCCUUCUUCCCGCUGCUCGACGGCCAGUGCAACUCCAACCAGGCCGGGCUCUGCCCCGACGGGUCGCGGUACACCAUCUGGCCCGACAGCCCGCCCAUGGCGGUCGGGUCUGCCGCGUACACGUGGAUCCGCAAGUUCCGCGUCAACGGCGCGCUGCAGCCCUUCGUCGUCGACCCGGGCACGGCGCUGUACAAGGUCGAGCACAAGGAGGACGGCGGCGCCGACGCCGAGGCGCUGCCGUCGGCGUCGGUCGUCAAGGGCGACUUCUGGGCAGACCACGAGAUAUCGUACGGGGCGUACGGCAACGUGGUGCACGGCGGGUACGCCUACCUGUUUGCGCAGCUCAGCCCCAGCGGCGGCGCCGGGGCCGUGGCGCUGGCGCGGGUCAAGGCCGACGACGGGCCGGCGGCGGUCGAGGACAGGUCCCGGUACGAGUACUUUGUGGCAGGCAGCUGGACGGGCAACAUGCCACGGCAGGCGGACGCGGCGCUGGUGGCGGUGCCCAACGCGUCGGCGGGCGGGCAGGGCACGUACUACUACUCGGAGGCGUGGGGGCGCUUCGUCUGGAUCGGGCAGGCCGGCCUGCGCGUGACGGCCGAGUUCUUCGUCACCACCAGCCCGGCGCCCGAGGGGCCGUGGGAACAGCCCGUGCCCUUUUACACGGGUGCCGGCGGCAACUACUCGCUAUCGGCUUAUAGCCUGCAGGCCCACCCGGCGCUAGUUCCCAGGGGCUGCGACGGCCAGGCUAUGGUCAUCUCGUGGACCAUCAACAACCUGAUUGGUCGGGAUAAUGUGUACACGACGCCGCUGGCGCUCGUGGUAUGGGAUAAAUAAAGCCGAAGGAUCACAUAAGGGCGGCGUUUUUGGUAUGAUAAUUUAAUGAUAUACGCAGAAUGGAAAGCUUGAGUAUAUAUGACCGCC
Gaeumannomyces tritici R3-111a-1 is the source of this 1773-nucleotide messenger RNA. RefSeq lists its product as hypothetical. The coding region runs from base 367 to 1686 and encodes 439 amino acids. The transcript has a single exon. NCBI's taxonomy places the organism in Eukaryota, Fungi, Ascomycota, Sordariomycetes, Magnaporthales, Magnaporthaceae. The record is from RefSeq and is a predicted model, not a curated record.